Molecule: messenger RNA, 5790 nt
Organism: Pyricularia oryzae 70-15
Lineage: Eukaryota; Fungi; Ascomycota; Sordariomycetes; Magnaporthales; Pyriculariaceae
Product: DNA-directed RNA polymerase I subunit RPA1
Exons: 1
Coding region: 110-5269 (1719 amino acids)
Biological process (GO): DNA-templated transcription
Cellular component (GO): RNA polymerase I complex
Molecular function (GO): DNA-directed RNA polymerase activity; DNA binding
Source: RefSeq, a predicted model, not a curated record
CCGCUGGAUUGUUUGCAAGCUGCAGUAUCUUGACCAAAUCAUGUGAAGUCGGCUCUGAGACGAGCAGCAAAACUUCCCGCAAGUUGUGCACCGUCAUCUCGUCGCCGCCAUGAAUAUCUCCCAGCCUGUCUCGUCGUCCAUCGACAGCGUUUCUUUCGAAUUGCUCUCAGCCGACGAGAUCAGGGCGUUUUCGGUGCGCAGAAUCGAGAAUGACAGCACCUUCGAUACUCUACUGAAUCCCGUGCCCGGCGGACUCUACGAUCCCGCUCUGGGAGCAUGGGGUGAUUCGGUAUGCGCGACCUGCAAUCUCGGCCCGUCCGCCUGCCCCGGCCACCCGGGUCAUAUCGAGCUUCCAGUCCCUGUCUAUCAUCCCGUCUUCAUGGAUCAGGUCCUCCGUCUCCUCAGAUCCCAAUGCGCAUACUGUCACAGAUUCCGCAUGCGUCGCAGGGAUAUAAAUCGAUACAUUUGUCUGUUCAGGCUUCUGCAGUACGGAUUGCUUGCCGAGGCAAAGCGGCUGGAUCUGAUCGGCGACAGCCUUGACGGUGUGUCUGAAGGUGACACCCCCAAGGGCGGAGAGUCGGAAACCGAAGAUGCCCAGGGUGGCAAGACUACCGAGGAUGUUGUCAUACGCAAACGGAAUGCCUACGUCCGCCAGGUGCUUCAACAACAUCAGAUCAGCCUCGGUGAGAUUCGCAAGGGCAAACACGAAGGCGCUUCGGAAAUGCGAAGGGAUCUCGUAAAGCAAUUUCUGCAAGACAUGACCAAGUCGAGGAUCUGCGCCAGCUGUGAUGGAGUCUCGCCGACAUAUCGCAAAGAUCGAUUCGUCAAGAUCUUCGAGAAGCCUCUUUCGUCCAAAGACCAGGGCAAGAUGGCUCAAGGCCGCUUCAAGCUGCGCGAUGCCAUGGCAAUCCGCCAGAAGCCCAAAACUGACGAGGGCUAUCAAUCGGAUGAGGCAGUUUCUGAUGCUGACCUCCCAUCCGAGGAGUCCUCCGGCGAAGAGAGUGUCGAUGGAGAUGACCUGGACGAGCAGGGCAACGUAGUGAAACUGCCAAAGUCUAAGCCCAAAAAGUCCGGUGCGGCGCCAUCGCAACGAUAUCUCAGCGCCCGGGAGGUCUUGGAGAGGCUAGACUUGUUGUUCGAGAAGGAGCAAGAGGUCCUCAGUCUCUUCUACAAUUCAAAACCCAGUCACAAGAGCACCAAGCACAUCAAUGCCGGCCUGUUUUUCGUCCAGACUCUCUUGGUUCCACCAAAUCGAUUCCGGCCAGAAGCGCGAACCGGAGACUCACAAAUCAAUGAGGCACAGCAAAACAGCCUUUACAAGGCAAUCUUGAAGGCAUCUACCAAACUCACUCAAAUCUUCCGCGACUUGCAAAACCCGACUUCCCUACUGUCGCAACGCCACGGGAAGGACACAACAAUUCUUCACGAGGCCUGGACGGAGCUACAAGACUGUGUCAACACCCUGAUUGACAAUACCAAGAGCCCCACGCAGGGUGCUGCGGCAAAGGCCCUUGAAGAAGGCAUCAAGCAGAAGUUGGAGAAGAAGGAGGGCCUGUUCAGGAAGAACAUGAUGGGGAAGCGAGUGAACUACGCGGCCCGCAGUGUCAUAUCCCCGGACCCCAACAUCGAAACCAACGAGAUCGGUGUACCACCAGUCUUUGCGCGGAAGCUUACCUAUCCAGAACCCGUCACAAGCCACAAUUUCAGAGAUAUGCAGCAAGCCGUCAUCAACGGGCCUGACAAGUGGCCUGGAGCAGCAGCUAUUGAGAACGAGAAUGGUCAGAUUGUGAAUCUGAGGAACAAAUCUCAAGAGGAGCGCUCUUCUCUUGCCAAUCAGCUUCUGGCCCCAACAAGCAAUAAUUCUGGAAACAUGCGUAACAAAAAGGUUCACCGUCACAUCUCGAACGGAGAUGUAGUCCUCAUGAACCGCCAACCAACUCUUCACAAGCCCUCCAUCAUGGGACAUCGAGUUCGAGUUCUGCCAGGCGAGAAGACCAUCAGGAUGCACUAUGCCAACUGCAACACAUACAACGCAGAUUUUGAUGGAGACGAAAUGAACAUGCACUUCCCCCAGAACGAGGUUGCGAGGACAGAGGCACUGCAGCUAGCCGACACGGAUCAUCAAUACAUAUCGGGCACGCAGGGCAAGCCGCUCCGAGGUCUCAUCCAGGAUCACUUGUCCGUUUCGGUAGCUCUCUGCAACAAGGACACUUACCUUGACCGCAGUGCAUACCACGAGCUUGUCUACAAUGCUCUACGUCCCGAGAGCGGCCACAUCCUGAGGGAACGUAUCGAGCUGGUGCCACCAGCGAUCAUAAAGCCUAAAGCCCGGUGGACCGGAAAACAAGUCAUCACAACAGUUUUGCGGAACAUAAGGCCUCUUGAUUGUGGCGACCUCUGGAUGACGGGUAAGACCCAAGUUCCUGCACACGCCUGGGGUGUUCACUCCGAGGAAGGCCAGGUCCUAUUCCGUGAUGGCGAGUUCAUCUCGGGCAUUCUCGAUAAGGCGCAACUAGGCCCAAGCUCUGGCGGACUUGUACACGCCGUUCACGAAGUUUACGGUCCUGCCAUCGCAGGCAAGCUUCUCAGUGCCAUGGGCCGUCUGCUCACCAGGUACCUGAACAUGCGUGCUUUCACUUGCGGCAUGGACGACUUGAAGCUUACGCCGGAGGGUGAGGCUGAUCGAAGAAACAUUAUUGACUCACGAGCACACCUUGUUGGGCUUCAGGUGGCAGCUAAAUAUGUCAGUCUGGACCAGCACCAGCCGGCGAAUGAUGACCCAGAGCUCCUGCGACGUCUUGAGGAGGUCAUGCGCGACGAUACAAAACAAGAAGGUCUCGAUGGCGUGAUGAAUUCUGGAAGUAAGCAUUUAUCACAAGACAUCACAACGGCCUGCCUUCCCAAGGGCCUUGAGAAGCAAUUUCCCAAGAAUCAAAUGCAGGCCAUGACCAUCUCCGGAGCGAAGGGUGGACAGGUCAACGCAAACCUCAUUUCAUGCAAUCUCGGCCAGCAAGUUCUGGAAGGCAGACGAGUGCCCUUGAUGGUCAGCGGCAAGUCUCUCCCCUGUUUCAAGCCCUUUGAGACAGAUAUAAGGGCUGGCGGUUAUAUCGUGAACCGUUUCUUGACUGGCAUCAGGCCACAAGAGUACUAUUUCCACCACAUGGCUGGACGUGAGGGUUUGAUUGACACAGCCGUCAAGACUUCGCGCUCAGGUUACCUGCAGCGAUGCCUGAUCAAAGGUAUGGAGGGCCUCGAGAUCGGGUACGACAACUCAGUUCGUGACGCGGAUGGCUCGCUCGUGCAGUUCCUGUACGGUGAAGAUGGUCUGGACGUGACGAAGCAGAAGUAUCUCAAGGACUUUACCUUCAUAUUGCACAACAUCAAGUCGGAGCUGGCACAGCUCAACAUCUCGGAUCCUAGAACGCUCCCAUUGUUUGAGCUUCGCGACGAGAUCUUGAAACAGAACAAAUCCAAUUUGAAGAAGGCCAAGGCGAACCCCAGGUUCUUCACUGGAGAGCCAGUCAGCUCCAUGCUUAAUCCGACACGUUACGCCUAUGCGACGUCGGAAAAGUUUUUUGAUGCCAUGUCUUCUUAUGUUAAGGAAAAUCCGGACGCCCUUAUCAAAGAAAAGGAUGACAAACUCAGGAACUCUGGGCCCCAGUCAUCUUCAAUUGUUCGUCUCAACCGCAAGGCUGCUGAGAAGGUUCUGUCGGCCAAGUACAUGCGAUCUUUGGUGCAUCCAGGCGAGGCUGUUGGCAUCGUGGCUGGUCAAUCUGUCGGCGAACCGUCAACGCAGAUGACACUCAACACGUUCCAUCUCGCAGGUCAUUCGGCCAAGAACGUCACGCUGGGUAUUCCGCGUCUGCGAGAACUCCUCAUGACCGCAAGCUCAAAAAUCUCGACACCUUCAAUGACGCUGAUACUCAAUGAGGAGAUGUCACCUGCGGAUGGUGAGAAGUUUGCAAAGGCCAUUAGCAUGCUUCCGCUCUCGCAUGUCGUCGACAAGGCGACCGUCUUUGAGCGCGUCGGUACCAGCAUCAAUCACAAGCUUGCCAAAAUGUUUGACGUGCGCCUGCGGUUCUUCCCGUCGGCUGAAUACACGAAGACCUAUGCAAUCACCACUUCCGACGUGCUAAAUACGGUAGAGACCAAGUUUAUGAGUACUUUGCGCAGACUUGUUGCCAAGGAGAUCAAGACAAAAGGCUCGAAGGAGAGCGCAGCUACCCCGGUGAUUGGUGAAAAGGUCGGCACGGUGGAGAUGGCUGCGCCCGCCUCUGAGAAUGGGCCUCGGGAUGAGGAUGAUGACAGCGACGAAGAUGAGGGAGAUGCGACCGCAGAUAAACAGAAGGCCAACCGGAGCGAGGCGGUCUCGUACGGGCCCAACGACGAUGACGAUGACGUGAUUCAGAGACAGCAAGAGCAGGAAGCCGAAUUCGAAGAUGAGGGUUUAGGAGGAAGCCCUCCGCCAGAGUCGUCCAAGAACGUCACUGCUGGCGGCGACGAUGACCCCCAUAUGCACAUGGAGCUCGACGAUGUUGCGCAGGCAAAGGCCAAAGACAGAGAACUGCGGGUCCGCGAUAAGAACCCAGAGUGUAUAAGAUUCCGGUGUGACGAAACUUCUGGGGAGUGGUGCGAGAUUACACUCGAGUACGACAUUGGAAUCCCGAAGAUUUUGAUGUUGAGCCUGGUUCAAGAUGCCGUCCGUAAAGCACUUGUGCAGCAAAUACCAGGUAUCAAGUCGGGCACAUUUGUCGCCGAGGAGAAGGUAACAGACCCCUGGACGGGCCGGGAAAGCGAGGUUUCGUUGGUGCACACUGCUGGCUCCAACCUGCGCGCAAUGCAACAAUAUGGAUCUUUCAUCAACCCAAACCGCAUCUCCACCAACGAUGUGGCUGCCGUACUCGAAAUAUACGGUGUUGAGGCUUGUCGCGCCAAUAUUAUCCGCGAACUGCGCGCCGUCUUCGAGUCACACGCCAUCACAGUUGACAAUCGCCACUUGAACCUGAUUGCCGAUCAUAUGACGCGCAGUGGCGGGUUUACGCCCUUCAAUCGUAUGGGACUUAGUGGCAACGUGAGCCCUUUCACCAAGAUGAGUUUCGAGACAACAUUGGCGUUUCUCAAGGACGCUGUGCUGGAUGGUGACUGGGACGACCUGUCGACGCCCAGCGGAAGACUUGUAAUGGGCAGGCUGGGACACGUGGGUACGGGCGCUUUUGAUGUCUUUACACAGGCCCCCAUGAGUCACUUUGAUGCGGUCGCGGCCAGCUGAUAGAAUCAUCGAGUCUGGAGCUUCGAGAGGAGGAGUAUGGAAAUUGUAUGUAUGUGUCGUAUAUGUUUGUUCAGAAGUCUUGAAAAUGCUCGACGAUAACUGCAAUCUGAUUUGUUUCUUCUUUCAUUCGGCUUGGGGGCAUUUAAUAGUUCUGGCGUUUUGUACCAAAUUGUCAUCGUUUCAGCAUUCAGUCAGUCAGCUUAGGGAUUCGAAAUUUUCUACUUGAUCUGGUUAUCAGGGCUGCUGCUGCCUGGUCUCGCAUCAGGCCAUGGGUCAUCUACAGGCCGGUGUAGCAGUUGCGAAAGCGACUGCCAUGGUCACCAACGGGUCGGAUUAAACGGUGCGGGACGUGUUGUCGCCUUCAGAUCAGCCAAACAUGGUUGUUACUGGGGGUCCAGGAUUUUCUUAAGUUCAGUAGUUUGUCAUUCAUCGCCGGGAGGGUGCGUCCAGCUUCUCUCGUACUGGCGCUUUGGUGUGCAUAAUGUACAGCCUCUCCCAUAAAAUCAAAAUAAAGAAUAAGG